CGACGAAGGAUACGAACGGGAUGUAAACAAAUUUAUCUCCCGAGGUUGUAUAACCUUCACUAGUCGUGGAGCCUAUGUAAACCAGAUUUAAUGAGGCUAUUUUAACAAUGUCUAAUUGUGUGACUGGUGGUGCCCAUGGUUCCCAUUUGAAAACAUCAGAUCUGUACUGGACAUAUAAUUUGCCCAAAAGAUUUGACAAUCCAACAUGGUUCUCGGGAUAUGGUGUUCAAGCGGAAUGCCAAAACCCCAUGUAUCGUCGAACAUCCCAGGAUUAUGGUUGGCUGCCACCAAGCAUUCACACGGUGCCUGUGAUAUUCAGACCUCAGGAUGCUACUUUUUCAAACACUUAUGCCAAGUUUGGCAUGUACCGUAACUACUCGCUCAAUGCAACUCCAAACCCCAACUCUUCGAUUCCUUGGACCAGGGGUGCUGCUGAUAAAAAUCGCCAUUCAUCCCUUAUUGCUGUAUUUAAACAACCUGGAUGGUGACAGAGGAAUUUAAUUUUACUGUUCUUCUUUAAGGUGAUUCAUGUUUUAAUUUGAUCCUUGUUAUUUUUUUUCAAGUGCUUUCCAAAGCUUAUUUUACUUGAUGAACUGAUUUUGGCUGCUGUAUUUUAUCUGUAGUAGUUUAAUGAUUUUAUUCCAUCCAGUCAUUAGAUAUAUUAUUUAUCUAAUUUAGAAGACUGUGUUGCAGCCUCAUAGUUUUUAAUGCCUUGUUUUAAACAAUGAGGAGGAAGGCCCUCCCUGUGAUUAUGCCUCUGUUGUGUUGUUUGUCCUAUGACAAGUGUAAUAUCGUUUCCUGUUUUGUUUUGUGUUAUUUAUGAAACAUCCCAUUUAUUGGUUUUUUGCUCCUGUGAAGUUGGCAUCCAACAAGGUCAUCUCAACCUGUGUACCAGGCAGGACUGGGAAUGAUUUUAUUGUUUUAAAAUAAUGUUAGAACCAUAGCUAAGCUAGAGUCAUAUAUAUGUGACUAUAUAUGGCCAUAGAAGACCUUAGCCAGCCUGCUGCUUGUUGGGUUGCCUAACCUGGGGUCCUCCCUGCAUCCCGGCCAGCUGGGUAGGAAACCCAACAAACGCGGAGAAAAUUUGGUUGCAUACGACAGCGGACCAAGAGCGACCAAGAACCCUUAUUUUUCAAUCUUUCUACCCUGCAACUUGUGUGUUCUAUUACUGUAACGGUUCUGUGUUUUUUGUUCCUGCCUUGUGGCACACUGUAGUAGAAGUAGCUGAUCCGCGAAAUGGU
This is a messenger RNA of Thrips palmi, 1241 nucleotides long. RefSeq names its product UPF0691 protein C9orf116 homolog. The transcript is spliced from 2 exons. Gene Ontology annotation, cellular component: axonemal microtubule. The record is from RefSeq and is a predicted model, not a curated record. Bases 108 to 488 code for a protein of 126 amino acids. Lineage: Eukaryota; Metazoa; Arthropoda; Insecta; Thysanoptera; Thripidae. Gene Ontology annotation, biological process: axoneme assembly.